AUGGCACCAACUCCUGGCGGCGCCUUGAGGAGCAUCCUCUGCAGGCAUCUCCUCUUGUCUCUCCUGGUUCUGUGUUUCUUUUGUGAUGCUUGUAAGAAAGUUGCUCUUAAAGUUCCUUCUCAUCUUAAGGCUGACACACUUGUAGGCAGAGUUAAUUUGGAGGAGUGUUUCAAGUCAGCUGACCUCAUCAUUUCAAGUGAUCCUGACUUCAGAAUUCUAGAAGAUGGUUCAGUAUAUACAACAAAGAACAUUAAAUUGUCUUCUGAGAAAAGGAUCUUUUCCAUUUUGCUCUCAGACUCUCAGAAAAAGGAAGAAAAAAAUAUAGAGAUUUCCCUGUUAGCACCAGAAAAAAAGAUGCCUAUGAAAAGACAUUCAAAAGACAAAGGUCUUAAGAGAACCAAAAGAAGAUGGGCUCCAAUUCCAUGUUCAAUAAUGGAAAACUCUUUAGGUCCAUUUCCACAACAAAUUCAACAGAUCCAGUCUGAUUCUGCACAAAACUAUACCAUCUACUAUUCUAUAAGUGGACCUGGAGUAGACAAGGAGCCAUUCAAUUUGUUCUACAUAGAUAGAGACAGAGGGGAUAUCUUUUGUACACGCGCUGUAGACCGGGAGACAUAUGACAGUUUUCAGAUAACUGGUUAUGCAACAACACCAGAUGGUUACUCAACAGAUCUGCCACUUCCUCUUCUGAUCAAAGUUGAAGAUGACAAUGAUAAUCCCCCAGUUUUUGAAAAUAUUGUUACGUUUACUGUGAUUGAAAAUUGCAGAGUAGGUACUCCAGUGGGAAAGGUAGUGGCCACAGACAGGGAUGAGCCUGACACACUACAUACUAAUCUGAGAUAUACCAUUUUGAAGCAGAUUCCAGAACACCCAAAGCAUUUUGCAAUCCAUCCAGAGACGGGUGUGAUAUCUGCCAUAUUACCACCUGACAGAGAAGCAUGUCCUUCAUAUGCAAUGAUUGUGGAAGCACGAGAUAUGGCUGGGCAGAGUUUUGGUUUAUCAGCUACAACCACACUGACCAUUCAUAUUCAAGAUGAAAAUGACAAUGCUCCAUCUUUCAAAAAAACUUCUUAUGUGACGGAGGUAGAAGAAAACAGAAUAAAUGUAGAAAUUCUGCGCAUGGACAUAGAGGACAAGGAUUUACCUAACACUCCUCAUUCAAGAGCAAAAUAUAUUAUCCUAAGAGGAAAUGAAAAUGGACAGUUCAAAAUCACCACUGAUCCCAAAACAAAUUCAGGAGUCUUAUGCGUAGUCAAGCCACUGGAUUAUGAAGCCAAUCACCAAGUUAUUUUACAAGUUGGAGUAGUUAAUGAUUCUGAAUUCUCUAAAGGAACAAACAACAGAGGUGUCACAACUUGCACUACUGUUGUCACUGUCAAUGUCAAAAAUGCUGAUGAGGGACCUGAAUGCCAGCCUCCAGUCACAGUUAUCGAGUCUCAAGAUGGUAUGCCGGCUGGGAAAGAAAUCUUGGGAUAUAAAGCACGGGACCCAGAAACUUCCAAUAGUGAAGGCUUGACGUAUAAGAUGUUACAAGAUGAAGAUCAUUGGUUUGAAAUGGAUAAAAACACAGGGAACUUGAAAACAACUAAAACCCUGGACAGAGAGUCAGAAUUUGUAAAAAACAACCAAUAUAACAUCACAGUGCUUGCAGUAGACAAAAUUGGCAGAUCUUGUACUGGGACACUGGUGAUCCGUCUGGAAGAUAUAAAUGACCAUCCACCUGUAAUUAAGGAAAAUGUGACAAUUUGCCGUCAUGGGGAUGAAAGCGCUGUAAUAGAAGCUUUCGAUCGUGAUGGGCCAACAAAUGGUCCACCUUUCGACUUUCAGUUGGAUAAUUUAGCUAGUAGACAUUGGAUACUUAGGAGAAAAAGUGGUACAACUGCAAUAAUUCAGCCCCAGGAAGGUCUCAAGAGUGAUUAUUAUUCAGUCCCCAUUAGAAUAAAUGAUCGACAUGGCAAUGGUCAAGUGACUCACUUAAAAGUCAGAUUGUGUGAUUGUACUUUACCAAGCGAUUGUAAGAUGAACCCUCAUAGUCAGGUGAGAGAUAUAUCACCUCCAAAUAUACAUCUUGGAAGGUGGGCGAUCCUUUCAAUGGUGCUGGGCUCUGCAAUGCUGUUAUGUUCCCUCUUUGCCUGCUUCUGUGUUACCACUCAGAAGCCAGUACAAAAAUGCUUUCCAGAAGAUAUAGCUCAACAGAAUUUAAUAGUAUCAAACACAGAAGCCCCAGGAGAAGAAGUGACGGAAGCAAAUAUUAGACUUCCCACACAAACUACAAACAUUUGUGAGCCAAUUAUCUCUGUUGGGACACUUGGUGGACAAGGAACCAAAACUGGUGGACAGCAAAGUUUUGAGAUGGUCAAAGGAGGUUAUACUUUAGAAUCAACUAAAAGUGGAGGACAUCAAACACUGGAAUCAUACAAAGGAUCAGGACAGGGGUUGGGGGAUAAUGGAAGAUAUGCCUAUACUGACUGGCACAGUUUUACACAACCACGUCUUGGUGAAAAGGUGUAUCUCUGUGGACAGGAUGAAGAGCACAAGCAUUCUAAAGACUAUGUCCUUUCAUAUAACUAUGAAGGAAAAGGAUCUGUAGCUGGCUCUGUAGGCUGUUGCAGUGAUCGUCAGGAUGAAGAGGGACUUGAGUUUUUAGAUCAUCUGGAACCCAAAUUUAGGACAUUAGCAAAGACAUGCAUAAAUAAAUAA
This is a messenger RNA of Gracilinanus agilis (Agile Gracile Mouse Opossum), 2700 nucleotides long. RefSeq names its product desmocollin 1 (gene DSC1). Gene Ontology annotation, molecular function: calcium ion binding. Gene Ontology annotation, biological process: homophilic cell-cell adhesion. NCBI's taxonomy places the organism in Eukaryota, Metazoa, Chordata, Mammalia, Didelphimorphia, Didelphidae. Bases 1 to 2700 code for a protein of 899 amino acids. The transcript has 16 exons. The record is from RefSeq and is a predicted model, not a curated record. Gene Ontology annotation, cellular component: plasma membrane; desmosome.